Molecule: messenger RNA, 3711 nt
Organism: Vanessa atalanta (red admiral)
Lineage: Eukaryota; Metazoa; Arthropoda; Insecta; Lepidoptera; Nymphalidae
Gene: Scm
Product: polycomb protein Scm
Exons: 5
Coding region: 174-2102 (642 amino acids)
Biological process (GO): regulation of DNA-templated transcription
Cellular component (GO): nucleus
Molecular function (GO): zinc ion binding; protein binding
Source: RefSeq, a predicted model, not a curated record
GAAUGGCGUCAUAAAUAGUUACUGACGUUGUUUAUAUUUGUGCAAAAAUAAUUUGUCGUUGUGAUACAUUAUUUACUGUCUUUUUUGCAGUGUGUCAAAUACGAUGUAACAAUUGUAUUGAUCGUGUAAAUGGACGAUAUACGAUAAUGUGUUAAGAACCUUGCUGUGAAACAAUGUCAAACAAUACUGUCGGCUCGUCGGGGCAUGCUCCCGGCAAAAUACGUGGACCUGGAAGACCGCCUAAACGUACAUGUACUUGGUGUGCUGAGAGCAAAACUCCUUUAAAGUAUGUUUUACCAACCGAAAAUGGGAAAAAAGAAUUCUGUUCCGAAACGUGUUUGUCAGAAUUCAGACAGGCAUAUAGCAAAGGCGCUUGUCUUAAUUGCGACAAUGUUAUUCGCGGUAAUGCUCCUUCCAGUAGCAAAAACUUCUGCUCAACGUAUUGUUUAAAUAAAUACCAAAAGAAGAACGAAAAACGAACAACUUCUCCACAGUCUGGCAAUGGAGCAAAUGGUACUGAAAAUCAUCCCAAUAAUAAUUCCGCCGGAUCAUUUUAUGAUAUUUAUCAGUUGUUUGAUUGGAAUGAGUAUAUGAAAGAAACAAACAGCGCUGCAGCACCACAAGAUUGUUUUAAGCAAGCUCCAACACCACCAGUGAAUGAUUUCAAAGUAAACAUGAAACUGGAGGCCUUAGAUCCUCGAAACCUAACUUCCACUUGCAUAGCUACAGUUGUAGGUGUUUUAGGGCCGCGGUUGAGGUUAAGACUCGAUGGAAGUGAUAACAAAAAUGAUUUCUGGAGGCUGGUUGAUGCUGGGGAUAUACAUCCUAUUGGUUACUGUGAAAAGAAUGAUGGUAUGUUGCAGCCACCGCUUGGUUUUCGUAUGAAUGCUAGUAGCUGGCCAAUGUUCUUGCUCAAGACAUUAAAUGGAGCAGAAAUGGCUCCAGCUAAAGUAUUUCAAGAAGAACCACCCACACCUAAAUCAAAUGUAUUUGUUGUUGGUCAAAAAUUAGAGGCUGUUGAUAAAAAAAAUCCCCAGCUUAUUUGCUGUGCAACUGUUGGGGCGGUUAAAAAUGACCAGAUACAUGUUACUUUUGAUGGUUGGAGAGGUGCUUUUGAUUACUGGUGUAGAUAUGAUUCAAGAGAUAUUUUUCCUGUUGGAUGGUGUGCAAGGGCAGGUCAUCCCUUGCAACCACCAGGUCAAAAAAGUGCUAGUGCACCAUCUAGAUUUAAGUUCCGAACAAGUGGUAUCCCUAAUCCUGCCUUACCGGAAGGUGGAUCGACAGGUACGGGAAACACUAAUGGAACAAAUACAGUUACUCCUAUUGCAAAUGUGGUGUUGCGUCUUCGGAGUAGCUGUUCUGGUGGUAGUUCUGCAUUACCAACUUCGGUGACAGGAGUGGGUGCUUCUGGUGCUGCUGAAAACCUUGUCAAGGAAUUGCUCAAUUCUCACUCAGACCCACAGAAAUUGACUCGGGCAAUACUCACUGCAUCAAGUAGUUAUUCAAAUAUAACAAAUGUACAGGUUUCUUCAGGAAGUAAAAGUUACUCAGUAAAAGUACCAUUGGAGUUGACAACAGAAGAAUUAAAAAAUUGGUUGAAGUUAGUUUGUGCUGGUGUUGGAUGCUGUGUUGGAAUGAUAGAGAUAGAUACAGGAGAGGCUGCUGGCCGGCCCUGCACACUGUGUGGUGAAUCUACAUCUAACACUGUUACAUCGGCUGCUCCUGUAAAAAGGGCAAAAAGUGAGUCACCUACUGGUAGCCCAGUGAAUGGUUCUGGGGAGACAUCAGGCGGGAAGAUGGCGCGCGUGUCGCCCGAGAGGCCGGAGCCCGCGUCGUCCACGACGGGCGCGCCGCCGCCGCCCUCGCCCACCACGGCGCCCGCCGACUGGUCCGUGGAAGAUGUGAUAGGCUUUAUAGCCGCCGCUGACCAAGCUCUAGCGGCACAUGCUGAUCUCUUCAGAAAACAUGAAAUAGAUGGAAAAGCCCUGCUAUUACUGAACUCAGAUAUGAUGAUGAAAUACAUGGGACUUAAGCUUGGCCCAGCAUUGAAAAUAUGUAAUUUAGUUUCGAAAAUUAAAAAUCGUCGACACUAUAGCACUUAGUUAUAAAACACUAGUAAGUUUUGAAACUAUGAGUUUCUGUUUUAAUAGUGUAAAAUAUAGCAUUUGCUUAAAGUAUUUUUGCAAGCAUUUCAUACAAAUAACUAUUUCUCUUGCUAUGUAUAACUUCACGUUGAAUCUCUGCAUCAAAUUGUUUAUAAAAAUAAUCACAUUAAAAGGAACAGUACAAAAAUUAAGGACAGUUCUAUUUGAAGGUUAUUUAUGACUAUUUAAAAUUAUUGAUUUUAUAAAACCAAACGAACAUUGUUCAGAGUUUUAAAGUGUACAAUUUAACUAUUUCUUGUAAGAUAAAAUAAUAGUAUAGUCAUGUAAAUAAAGUAUUUUCAUUGAGUGAACAUGCAUUUAAUGUAGUUUGUACUCAUUUAGCAGCAUGAAAUUGUAUUAUCGUAAGACUUGAGAGUUUGUUAUACAUUUUGCUUUAUUAUUUGUUAUUUCUCUUGUAUAUACUUUAAAAGAAUUGGCUAGUCGUAUGCAGUACUGUGCAUAAUUAAAUAACGCCUAACGGUUAUUGUAGCCCAUGCAAUUUGGUUGAGUAAAACUUUUGGAUCAGUAUCGUAAAUAUUAUUCAUUCGAACACCGGAACAAUAUCCUUAUAUAAAUAUUAACACGAUAUUGAAUCCAGUUGAAUUAUAAAUGUCAUUUGUAAUAACGAAAGAUUAAAUUCUAUACAAUGUACAGAAAUUUUAUUGUAGAUUAGGGUCUUAGUGCCUUUCAAUAAUUAGGUGUACUUAAAAUGCCUGUCCCUCUAGGAGCAAGUGCUCCGACCUCAUUGAAAUGAUAACUCCAAUAAUAAUAAAUAUAUUUAGGAAAUAUUGUCGACAUAACUUAUUUAAAAAAAAAUAUUUACAAUGUCAUUAGAAUCUGUGUUUGUUAUAGAUAUUGAUAUGACCCUGUCUAUUUUAACUAGUGAUGUUCCUCGUUUGUCAUUUUGAUGUUUUUUUUUUUAUUUGACAAGCAAUUAUUUCAUGUAUAUCUUUAUAUGUUUCAUAAUAAUAAUAAUAAAUAUAAUUUGCCAUUUGAAGGGUUAUUAUAAUGUGAUAUUUCACUGUUAUCUGUUAUAGUGAUAAAUAAUUAAAAUAUAAUAAAAUUAUGUUGCAUUAUAAAUUAAGUGAUAUUCUAAGUUUAUACAUGACAUAACUACUAAGGUGUAGAACAUUAUAUCAUUGGCGCGUUGCCCAUAUUGUUGCUGUAAAUAUUUUUAAUUUGUAUUUCGAAUGUAUUUUUUUUUUAAUUUAAUUCAAGUUCCAUUAAUUAGCUUUUACAUAGAACAUAAUGAUUGCAUUUUUUCAUAAAAAUAAAUAUUUGCGAUUUCAGUCUGGUGUUGUGACUUUGAUUAAUUUAGUAUUUGUUUUUUUUUUUUUCUUGUUUAAAUAAUUAUUAUUUAUGAGUCAAUAUUUUAAAAGAUAUCAUAAAAUGUAGCAAUAAAUAAUGUGUUAUCUAAUAUAUGUAUUCACUGUUUCAGAGUACACGCGAUUAUAAUGUAUGGGUCUGUAAAUAGUACAUAGGUACAAUAGGGGGAAUGUGAAAGUAUUUUCACAUUACAAAGCUAUUAUUUUAUUACGGUAGAAUUUUUAAUAAUUUUAUGUAAAUA